Molecule: messenger RNA, 3360 nt
Organism: Gloeophyllum trabeum ATCC 11539
Lineage: Eukaryota; Fungi; Basidiomycota; Agaricomycetes; Gloeophyllales; Gloeophyllaceae
Exons: 3
Coding region: 1-3360 (1119 amino acids)
Biological process (GO): positive regulation of translation
Cellular component (GO): cytoplasmic stress granule; cytosol
Molecular function (GO): RNA binding
Source: RefSeq, a predicted model, not a curated record
AUGGUUUCUUCGGCGCCGCUGACGGCCUCGAAGAGCCAAAACACACUGUCGUACGCGGAGCGGGCCAAGAAGGGCCACAGCGCAAAGUUGCCAAAAGCUGCGAGCUCGCAGCAGCAUCCCACCGCAUCGCAAAAUCAUUCCAUCUCAUCGACCGCCACUGCACCUUCGGUUGUGGCCAGCACUUCCAGCACAGACAUGACCGGAUCGAGCGGGUCGAAGGCUUCGUCACCGCUGUCGAGUGUGGAUAUGACGCCUGGGAGUCAGCAGGCGAAGGGGUCGGCGGAACCGUCGGCGGGAGUGCUUGAGGCCGGUGAGUCGUCUUCGUCGGCGCAGUCGCAGUCGUCACCCGUCAAGUCGCCGCCGGUCAACGUCUGGAACGUUCGCAAGGAGCAAAUGGCUCAGGCUUUCGCCCAGUCUCGUUCGCCUCAGAAACCGGCUGCUGCUUCUUCACCUGUACAUAUCAACGGAACUGGUCCUUCCUAUCCACCCUUAUCGCACUCGUCUGGGCAAAUACAAGCGUCCAUGUCUACCUCUCGACCACCUGCUUUGAAUGGUACCUCUGUGAACGUAAAGGAUGCCGUGGAAGACGACCCUUUCGUCGUCAAGCCUCGCACUCGUCUACCACCCACCCCUCCCGCAAGUCUACCACCGUCUGUGGAAGAUGUCGAGAGCUGGCCGGAAGUUGGUAAAUCCAUCCAGCCUAGUCCACCAGGAGAAGUUGAAAAGACAGAGGAGAAGCGACCAGGGGAGACUUCGCAGCCGGCUACUCCGCGGAAAGGCGAGAAAACGAAGUGGGUACCCAUCCCUGCAGAAGAAUUGCAGGCCGCAGCAGAUGCUGUGCGGCCACGAAAUCGGUAUGGGUCGUCUCGCAACCAGGCUCCUUAUCACAACAGGCAGGGAUCUGCUCGCAAUAGCUUGCAAGCAUCUACUUCCACCUCCGCGUCAGGAUCCGUCCCGGCUUCUCAAGGACACAGUCGAGCACACUCCACCCGUGGCUCUGCGUCGCAGUCGCAAGUCCAAAGCGUCGCCAGCAGCGUCCAGUCCAGCCCUCGGCAGAGCGUUCGCGGCAAGCGCCUUCCCGAGGAGCCGACUGGCACUAGCGGCUAUGGUCGUCCGCUCAAUGUAGAAAGCUCUCUUCCCGGCGGGGCGCCGCCUCAUACGGAAAUGCCCAUGCCUUACCCUCCGCCACAAAUUGCCCCAUACGCCUCUUCGCAAGGAUCCGGCACGAACAGUCCCGGAUACUUCCCGCAUUUAUCUUUGCCGGUCCAGCCAGGCCAUAGUCCUCAUACCCACGCCUACCCCAUGGCGACCUCUCCAGCCCAUAAUCCGUACGCUAUGCCUGCUUCGAACGGUUACCCCUCUCAACCUGGCGUUGUCUCCCCUAUGUAUCCCGGCUCCCCGCCUUACCCCAUGUACCAACCAUAUAUGUAUCCAUAUGGCCAGCCAUAUCCUUACUGGAACGGCAACGCGCCAGGGCAGGAACAGUUGCAGCCGAUGUACCCGACGAGCUCCCAGGUGUCUCCGAUACCUCCUCCUGUACAGGACCCAGUGCAAAUACAGGCCGGCGCCGAACCGAGCGCUCCGCCGCCUACUUCGAUGGUCAGACCGCCACCGCCCGGUGAGUCGGAAGCCGUAGCUGGCUACCGGGAGGUCGGACCUGUCGAGACGGCGACAUCGAGUGCCCAAGAAGCGAGUCAGCGGGGACGUCCGCAGAGGCCAGUUGUAUUUGGCAGUAUCACUAGUAAAAGCCCAAGUCCUGCUCCGGUAGAGUCGACAUUCAAGAAAGACGUGAAGAAUACGGCCAGUGCGAUGCCUGAAGAGACCGCAACUGGAGACCAGGCUACUGAGAAAGAAGAAGGCAUCAAGACGUUCAAGACUAUUGCUAUAGGGGUAAGCCCAGGUGAGCCAGGCCCGUCGACUAGGUCAAGGACGCAAUCAAGCUCGAAAGGACGAAGACGAGUUGAGACGGCGCCGGGUCGGUUCAUGUCCGACGUGAUGAAUAACGGAGACCCCGUCAAGAACGGGGAAGGUCCGAAGGAGGAGAAUAAAGUCGAAUUCAAGGUCAUCGACCUGACGGAUCCUGAAACGAAGUGGGAGUUCGGGUCUACGAUGCGCAAUGAGCCGGAUGAGGCUUUGCUUGUGCCCCCGCAGCCUGGUCGUGGGCCUUCACCUCAUUUGUCCCAGCCUUCUCCCGUACGCGCUCCCGACGGCAUCUCCGCUGCUGCGUCGAUGUCGGCCUCGCUAUCUACAUCGUCAGCAUCGCCCGCCACGUCUGCUAGCGGACUCCCAUCGGGACCUGGGAUGCCUGUCCCUUAUCCUUUCCCGGCCGAUCAGUCUCUCCAGCCUGAAUAUAAUGCGGAGUCUGAUGAGUGGGAGGUGAAGGACUAUGGCUACGGUUUCGGGCCGAUGAGUGGGACGGGCAUUGCCCCCGUUAUUACAAAGGAGGAGCGUAUUGCAAGGGAACGCGAGCGGGAGCGGGCGAGAAACAGUGGUCGUGAGUUUGGUAUGCGCGCUCGCGGGUACUCUCAUUCGUUCGAAUCCGGGUACGGCUAUGAGCGCGGACGGAGGGGGAGAGGACGGGGUGGCCCGAGGGGGUACGGGAGGGGAGGCUACGACUCCCGAAAUUUCUCUAGAGGAGGCGGUUUCCAGCAGUCGCGCCAGUCGGGGUAUAACCCUAACGUGACACCGCCGUCGCACUUCCAGCAACUACCGCCUCAGGCCGACUACGGGACACAAUAUUACGUGCCUCCUAUUGGCCCCUAUGGCCCGGUCCCCGGUUAUGAAGGCUACCAUCCAGCUGCAUACGUUCCGCCGAUACAUAUUCCUCAAACUGUACCACCCGCGCCGGCUCCCAUUUCUGCUGUGUCCUUCCCUCUGGAUCCUUUUAGGCAGUCUCUUCUAGGGCAGUUGGAAUAUUAUCUCAGCCCGCAGAACAUGGCCCAAGAUUUCUUCCUCAGGCAAAGGAUGGACUCGCUAGGUUGGGUAUCAGUCCACCUUCUGGCGUCCUUCAACCGAGUUCGUCACUUGACGGUCGACAUCGACUUGGUCAAGGACGUUCUCUCUCUGUCCUCAGCUGUUGAACUGCGCGAUGACUGGGUUCGGAUGGGAGGAGAUCAGUGGAAGCAGUUCGUCCUGCCAGGUGCAGCCAAGAGUCAUUUCGAGAGCGACGCUGCUCCCGGACAAGCAGAGGCUCCGUCUCAUUCUUCGGCGGAACAUAACCCCUCUUCGAGUACGAGUUCUCCUGAAGACAUGAAGUCCGCUGACAUCGAGGCCGAGGAAGAGGAGGAGGAAGACGUCGUGUUCGUGAUGGGUCAACACACGGAUGGGCCCUGGAAGCCCCAACAACAGCCCGCUUCAUAA